CGUCUGCUGACUGCACUGUCGCUGCCGCCACUACCGCCGAGACUCGGACGGGCCGCUGUAGCCGUUUCUGUGGCUGUCGUUGCCGCCGCCGUCGCCAUGGCUCAGUACAAGGGCGCCGCGAGCGAGGCGGGCCGCGCCAUGCACCUGAUGAAGAAGCGGGAGAAGCAGCGCGAGCAGAUGGAGCAGAUGAAGCAGCGGAUCGCAGAGGAGAACAUAAUGAAAUCCAACAUCGACAAGAAGUUCUCUGCGCACUACGAUGCGGUGGAGGCGGAGCUCAAGUCCAGCACCGUGGGUCUCGUGACCCUGAAUGACAUGAAGGCCAAGCAGGAGGCGCUGGUGAAGGAGCGGGAGAAACAGCUGGCCAAGAAGGAGCAGUCGAAGGAGCUGCAGCUGAAGCUGGAGAAGCUGCGAGAGAAGGAGCGGAAGAAGGAGGCCAAGCGGAAGAUCUCUAGCCUGUCCUUCACCCUGGAGGAGGAGGAGGACGGUGGUGAGGCGGACGAGGAGGUGGCCGUGGACGAAGAGGAGCUGGGCAGGGAAGAGAUCACCACAAAGAAGAGGAAAUUGGGGAAGAACCCAGAUGUGGACACAAGCUUCUUGCCUGACCGAGACCGGGAGGAGGAGGAAAAUCGGCUCCGGGAAGAGCUGCGGCAGGAGUGGGAAGCCAAGCAGGAGAAGAUCAAGAGCGAGGAGAUUGAAAUCACCUUCAGUUACUGGGAUGGCUCUGGGCACCGGCGGACAGUCAAGAUGAAAAAGGGCAACACGAUGCAGCAGUUCCUGCAGAAGGCGCUUGAGAUCCUGCGUAAGGACUUCAGCGAGCUCAGGUCAGCAGGCGUGGAGCAGCUCAUGUACAUCAAGGAGGACUUGAUCAUCCCACACCAUCACAGCUUCUAUGACUUCAUCGUCACCAAGGCGCGAGGGAAGAGUGGACCUCUCUUUAACUUUGACGUUCACGAUGAUGUGCGGCUGCUCAGCGAUGCCACCGUGGAGAAGGAUGAGUCGCACGCGGGCAAGGUGGUGCUGAGGAGCUGGUACGAGAAGAACAAGCACAUCUUCCCUGCCAGCCGCUGGGAGCCCUACGACCCUGAGAAGAAGUGGGACAAGUACACGAUCCGGUGAUCGGUGGUCGUCCGCUGCCGCCAGCGCCCCCGCCCCGUGUUCCCAGGACUGCAGGCGACGGCUCCCCUCCGACCGUGCAACCAUGCGACCACGUCACCCUGUGGCGCUGUCACUUUUUUUUUUUACAAUAAAGAAAUGCACACGUCAGAGCUGGAGCACCUGCAUUGUGA
This is a messenger RNA of Cynocephalus volans (Philippine flying lemur), 1286 nucleotides long. RefSeq names its product family with sequence similarity 50 member A (gene FAM50A). The record is from RefSeq and is a predicted model, not a curated record. Gene Ontology annotation, biological process: chromatin organization. Gene Ontology annotation, cellular component: nucleus. The coding region runs from base 97 to 1116 and encodes 339 amino acids. NCBI's taxonomy places the organism in Eukaryota, Metazoa, Chordata, Mammalia, Dermoptera, Cynocephalidae. The transcript has 13 exons.